AUGGCUGAGAGAACACUGGAGCAGGGCACGGUCAGCAUCCCCAUGGAGGAGACCAAACUCCCUGGCGGCACGCCUCAGGAGGCGCCCCUGCUCACCCACCUGAAGAAAGUGGAGAACCACAUCACUGAGGCUCAGCGCUUCUCCCACCUCCCACGCCGCUCUGCUGUGGACCUGGAGUUCAAUGAGCUCUCCUACACUAUCCGAGAGGGUCCCUGGUGGAGGAGGAGAGGUUACAAAGCCCUCCUCAAGUGUCUGUCUGGAAGAUUCAACAGCAGAGAGCUGAUCGGCAUCAUGGGGCCUUCUGGAGCCGGGAAAUCCACUUUGAUGAAUAUUCUGGCGGGGUACAGGGAGACGGGCAUGAAGGGUCAGAUCCUGGUGAACGGCCGACCGAGGGACCUGAGGACCUUCAGGAAGAUGUCCUGCUACAUCAUGCAGGAUGACAUGCUGCUGCCACACCUCACUACGAGGGAGGCCAUGAUGGUUUCUGCCAAUCUGAAACUGAAUGAGAGCGUUCAGGUCAAAAAAGAACUUGUGGAUGAGAUCUUGACCGCUCUGGGCCUUCUGGACUGCGCUCAGACACGCACUAACUCUCUCUCUGGGGGCCAGUGUAAAAGACUGGCCAUCGCCCUCGAGCUGGUCAACAAUCCUCCUGUCAUGUUCUUUGAUGAGCCCACCAGUGGCCUGGACAGCGCAUCCUGCUUCCAGGUCGUUUCCCUCAUGAAGUCUCUGGCUCAGGGAGGACGGACAAUCAUCUGCACCAUUCAUCAACCUAGUGCCAAGCUCUUUGAGAUGUUUGAUAAGCUGUACAUCCUCAGUCAGGGUCAGUGCAUAUACAAGGGCACAGUCCCUUACCUCAUCCCUUAUCUGAAGAAUCUGGGCCUCCACUGCCCGACGUAUCACAAUCCUGCUGACUUCAUCAUUGAGGUGGCGUCAGGAGAGUACGGAGACUUGAAUCCAGUGCUGUUUGAGGCAGUUCAGGGUGGACUGUGCUCCGAGGCGGGCAAAAAGAAUUCCAGAGACAAGAGCGACCCUUCCUGUCACUCUCAGUGUCACAGUGAAACAGGAACCCUUGAGAAACAUAGCUUUGCCACCAGUUCAUUCACACAGUUCUGCAUCCUCUUCAAAAGAACCUUCAUCACAAUAUGCAGGGACACGGUGCUGACCCACCUCAGGGUGAUGUCCCAUCUGUGUAUUGGAGUACUGAUUGGCCUGCUUUAUCUCAAAAUCGGAAAUGAUGCCAGCAAGGUCUUCAAUAACACUGGCUUCCUCUUCUUCUCCAUGCUGUUCCUCAUGUUUGCUGCCCUCAUGCCCACUGUUGUAACCUUUCCUCUAGAGAUGUCCGUGUUCAUGAGGGAACAUCUCAACUACUGGUACAGCCUCAAGGCCUACUACCUGGCCAAAACCAUGGCUGAUGUACCAUUCCAGGUGCUUUGUCCAAUCAUGUACUGUAGUAUAGUCUACUGGAUGACUGAACAGCCCCCAGAGGCAGGUCGCUACCUGCUUUUCAUGGCCUUGUCCACAUCCACGGCCCUGGUAGCCCAGUCACUGGGUCUGCUUAUAGGGGCUGCAUCCACGUCCCUGCAGGUGGCGACCUUUGUGGGUCCAGUCACAGCCAUACCUGUGCUCCUCUUCUCUGGCUUCUUCGUUAAUUUUGACACCAUUCCCAAAUACCUACAGUGGAGCUCUUAUGUCUCAUAUGUCAGGUAUGGCUUUGAAGGGGUGAUACUCUCUAUCUAUGGGAUGAACCGGUCAGAGCUGGAGUGUCCGGGUCCGACGUGUAAGUUCCAAAAGCCAGAGGAGGUCCUGCAGCUGCUGGAUGUGGAGGAUGCAAAGCUCUAUGUGGAUUUCAUGGUGCUGGGGGUUUUCUUCCUGGUGCUCAGACUGGCCACUUACCUGGUCCUGCGCUACAAAGUCAAGUCAGAGCGUUAGGACGUCCACAGGCAACCACUGAUGGAUUUAGACUCUCGUACAUAUCCUGGCAGUGCGAGAUCAUAAGCAAACAUAUAGCCUCUCAUUCUCUGUCUCUAUUUCACAUACAUGUACAGACAUACACAAAUCCAGCACAUAAAAUCAUUGGGAAGCUGAGCUGCACCAUUACCCAAACUGUACAGUACAAUAUUAUCUUUGAAAUGGUUUGUUAUUCAAGAAAAAGGAAAGUUUAGACUACGGAGUGUCGUGUACCCACCUUCCCAUUAUUAGUUGUCCUCCAGGUGAUAGUAUUUCUAAGAUGACCAUUACUGUGUACCUGCACCAUACAUGAACAAAAUACCCAACAAAGUUACAGAAAGCAUGUUUAUUUUAACCAAGAAACUGAGAUGUGUACUUCUUUGUCCACUUCUGGAAAGUACACCUCUGUGUUAACGGGAAGCCAUAGUUGCCAUAUUGGUGCAGGAGUGCCCAAGUACUUGUUGCCUCUCAAUCCAAUACCUAAAAAGGUAAUCCAAGAUCCACAUUAGAAGCCCGUUAAUUGAUUAUUGAGCAGCACCCAUCACGAUGUCCAGAUUUCAAGAUGGAUUCAUUCUUAUUGCCAUCAGGGAAAGUGGAAACUUUCAGUGCCAGAACUUUUGGCAGCCUCUUGCUCUCCUGUAGGAUCAUUUCAUCAGGUAUCCUUACUAAGACCCAGAACACGAUGGCUUUUCUGUCUGGAAUACAUUCCUAACAAACCAACUGCAACUGGAUGACUUUCCUCAUUUUCCAUCUCCGAUGUGGAUAAUUUUCAUGGCCAUUAUAGGCCAACCAUUGACGGCAGUAGAACAUUUAGACAUGGAUGAAGUGUUUGUAAAAAUGUCAAUGACUUGCUCCUUAUUGUUUCUGCCAUAAACGAGGAAGCAUUCAGUGAACUGUGAAAAUACUUUUGAGCAAAAUGUGAAAGCAAGCAUGAAAGCUGUUUCCAGCCUGAUGCGGAGGGCUGUCCUAAUCAUACUGGUGGCUAAGAGAAAAUGGUG
This is a messenger RNA of Thunnus maccoyii (southern bluefin tuna), 2945 nucleotides long. RefSeq names its product ATP-binding cassette, sub-family G (WHITE), member 4a (gene abcg4a). Gene Ontology annotation, cellular component: plasma membrane. The transcript is spliced from 14 exons. Gene Ontology annotation, molecular function: ABC-type transporter activity; ATP hydrolysis activity; ATP binding. Lineage: Eukaryota; Metazoa; Chordata; Actinopteri; Scombriformes; Scombridae. The record is from RefSeq and is a predicted model, not a curated record. The coding region runs from base 1 to 1929 and encodes 642 amino acids.